AUGCGCUGGUUGUGUGCGUAUCCACGGAGCCGAGCGGCGAUGCAGGACGUGGUGUUGUGGCUGGAAAAGACGGAUGAACGCACGGAACUAGCGCGUGCUUUCUCACAGGCACUGCAUGAGCGACUCUUGCACCCCGAUGUCGACACGCAUGCCAUUCUCGUGUACUAUGUGAAUAUUGUGUAUGCGCUGCGGAUUGUCGACACGUCGGGCGUGGUGUUGUCGCGCGUGCUUCCACCGGUCCAGCACUAUCUCCGCACGCGGAAGGACACGAUUCAAGCUGUGGUGCAUGCCCUAUUGGGAGAUGAUGCGGCAUUUGAGCUGCUUCGCACGGAGCUCGUGCAUACACAGCCGGCCGAGCCUGACGUGCCGGGUGGUGGCGGCUAUGCUGUCGGCGCAGCGACGGCGGAAGAGGAGGAAGAGGAGCAGUACACGCGGCUUGAGUACUGGACAGAUCCCACAUGGGCACCGCGGCCGGUGGAUGCAGGACCUGCGUUCAGCCACAUGCGAACACGAGACGUGGUCGGCCUGCUCGUGUCGAUCUUUGAUGAUCGGCAGGGAUUCUUGCAUGCCCUAGAGCAGCACACGGCGCAACGGCUCGUGAAGACGAUGGACUACGAUACAUCGCGAGUGCAGCGGAACAAUGCGAUUUUCAAACGGCGUUUGGGCGAGCAGAAUCUGCAUCAUUGCGAUGUGAUGCUCACGGAUGUGGCAUGGUCGCAACGGUUCGAUACACACUUCCAUGCGGUGGCGCACGGCGGCAUGGCCGAUCAUGUUCAUCCAAUGGUGAUUUCACGGCAGUUUUGGCCAGAUCUCGAUACCCGCAUGUACACGCUGCCGAAGCGACUCGCUGAGGCCCUUGAGAAGUAUGCAGACUUUUAUGCGGCGCAGCACCCAGCGAAGCGCUGUGGACGUGGACAUUGA
Messenger RNA from Malassezia globosa CBS 7966, 921 nucleotides. RefSeq lists its product as uncharacterized. NCBI's taxonomy places the organism in Eukaryota, Fungi, Basidiomycota, Malasseziomycetes, Malasseziales, Malasseziaceae. Bases 1 to 921 code for a protein of 306 amino acids. Gene Ontology annotation, biological process: metaphase/anaphase transition of mitotic cell cycle; protein K11-linked ubiquitination. The record is from RefSeq and is a predicted model, not a curated record. Gene Ontology annotation, cellular component: anaphase-promoting complex. The transcript has 2 exons.